CACAGCAGGAUUUGAUAAUGUUUUGGUUGGCGGGGGCCGCCGUGUUUAGGUUUUUUGGUGCAGCAGCAACAUCCAGUGAGCACUCGUUAGCUCAUGGUUUGAUUUUGAAUGUGUUUUUCUUGCAUGGUUAUCCGAUUGCAACGACUUGACUGGAUCAUUCAACCGAUUUCUCUUUGGAAAGAACUGUAAAAUCAUGUCUGGUUUGAACUCUUGGAACGACACACAAAUAACUUUUGGGGGUUGCGUGAGGAAAAAAAAUGCGAGAGAUAAAAAGGCAAAGCAGAAAUACAUUUCAUAAGACAUCCUGCUUUACAAAGCUCACUGCUGCAAAGCCUCUGCUGACAGAAGUCUCUGCUGAUAACGUCUGAGUUUUCCAAAUGCAAAGAAACAUCCAACAGAUACACCUGGGAAGAAUAACUCGGGCUUAAGCUUGUUAAAAUAAAUGCACGCUGCAGCAUCUUGACAGGAUUUAGCACCAGUUAAUGGAAUGUCUUGACAUUUUGGAGAUUUCAGUUGUACGUCUUUCAACACGGAGGGGGAAGAGUUGGCACUUUUUCAUCCAAUGUUUAAGGGAGAAAAGGAUUCAGUGUUACGGUUAUUGUAGUUCUAACUAUCCCACAUAAAUAAAAGAAAACAGGAUUAAAGGCAAAGCUUUUUGGCAGCACAAUGGCUCAGAGAAAUGAGUCAGAGAGGGAACGUUUGGAGUUCAGGAAAUCUUUCUUGUUUUUUAGUCUUUGGUGUCCCCUGCUGAAAAUAGAUUGAAUAGAAUUGCUUUGAUAACAUGCGAGUUCAAAAUGACAAACUUCCGCCCAUUCAAACUGACCAGAAGCUCCAGUGCAGCCAGAUGUUAUGCCUCUAUAUCCUCUCCAUAACUUGAUUACGGAACAUCUGAGUGUGUGCACCUGCCAGAAAACAGUUGGGAAUCCCUGCUUCACACCUGAUGUGGAUUUAUCACAAUGUUGAACAUGUCCAUGCAGGACUGCGGCUAACACCUGGCUGGAUCCCGUGCAUGGCCGCCGUCCCACUCAUGCCUUGGAAAAGACCCAGAAAAGCGACCUGAAGUGAGGGGGAAGUAGAGGAGAGAGCAGACGAAGGAGGCGCAGGCCGGAGAGAUAGACGCCCUUCAGUUUGAGAGGAGGCAAAAUCUGAAAAGAAAUGGCAGCUGUACCCCUCCACUCUCUCUGUCUACCCCUCACAGUGCUCCAGCUGUGUUUACUACACCUGGCCCAUGGCGGGGCGUAUUAUGGACAUAAACAGCCUCCUCAACAGCACCAGCCCUUGCCACAGUACAAUGAUGGGUAUCCUCAGCAGCAGUUUUUGGGGAACGAGAUGCCACACCUGCCUUACGGCAAAGGAGUGCCAUUGCUGCCUCAGCAUGGAAAAGAGCUCCCUCAGCUGCCUUUGCAAAUGGGCAAAGAGAGGCCACUGAUUGAAGGCAAAGGACAAACAUUCCCCAGAGGGGCGAAAGGUCCACCUCCCCCUAUUCCCGGUGGAGAAGGUCUCAGAGAGGGGCCCCAAGGAGUUCAGGGCCCCACUGGACCAACAGGACCGCCAGGACCACAAGGCCCCCCUGGGCUACCAGGCCAGGGAUUACCAGGGCUACCAGGACAGCCAGGGCUUCCUGGUCCUCAAGGCUACCCAGGUAUCGGAAAACCUGGCAUGCCAGGAUUGCCAGGCAAACCUGGAGGGACCGGAUUACCAGGACCAAAAGGAGACCUUGGUCCUUAUGGUGGCGAAGGACAAACUGGACUUCCUGGGCCUCCAGGGCUCCCAGGUCCCCCUGGGCUCCCAGGGAUUUCAAAACCAGGAGGUCAAGGGCUUCCCGGGCAGCUGGGUCCUCUAGGGGAGCCUGGCACAAAAGGUCCACCUGGGUAUCCUGGUCCUUCAGGCCCCAAGGGAGAGAAAGGACAUGGUCAACCUGGUUUGCCAGGUUUGAAAGGACCUUACGGACCACCAGGUCCACCUGGAAAUGUAGGCAACCCUGGGAUUGGCAAACCUGGCUUGAAUGGUCUACCUGGACAACCAGGGAUACCAGGAAAACUUGGUCCUCCUGGAGAGUCGGGGCUUGCAGGGCCUCCUGGUAAUAGAGGUCAACCGGGACCACCAGGCUUGCCAGGAAUUGGAAAACCAGGAAAAGAUGGUUUAAGAGGACAACCAGGGCUCUCUGGAGGGAAAGGAGAAUCGGGCCCUGCUGGUUUACCAGGGGGUCCAGGCUUGCCAGGUUAUGGUAAACCAGGGUAUCUAGGACCUAAGGGUCACAAGGGACAUGCUGGUCUUCCUGGACCUCCAGGUCUAAAAGGUGAUAAAGGUCAUGCAGGUCUUCCAGGGGUAAUUGGUUCCACUGGUCCUAGUGGUAUGCCUGGCCCACCAGGACCAAUAGGGCUUCCUGGUAGUCUUGGCUUCCCAGGGCAAAAGGGAGAAGAUGGUGUUUGGGGAACAAAAGGAUAUCCAGGAAUGAAGGGUGAUAUAGGGCCCCCAGGUCUUCCAGGACAGCCAGGUUUGUCCGGUGGGGGUGGACAAACAGGACCAAGAGGUUUACAAGGGCCCACUGGCCCUAAAGGAGAACCCAGUAUUAGGGGUUCACCUGGUGCCCCUGGUGGCACAGGAUUAACUGGAUCAAGAGGAGAAGGGGGGCAACCGGGAGAGAAAGGCUACCAGGGACCAAAAGGUAUCCCUGGGCUUACAGGACCAGGGGGACCACUUGGACCUCCUGGGCUGCCAGGGUCAAAAGGUGAAACAGGCCUACCUGGUAAACCUGGCUAUCCUGGUGAGGGAAAGCUAGGACCCUCUGGUCAUAUUGGUCCUCAGGGUAACCCUGGGCCAAGUGGCCCUGCUGGACUUCCAGGGCAACCAGGACAACCUGGACCCCCUGGUCCUCCAGGACUACACGCUGCAUCUCCUGAUCUCGGACAGAUCCUACCAGUGUCCGGCCCAUACACCGGCCAAAAACAAGGUUACAAGAAGCCAAAGAAUGGAGGCGACAUUGAUGGAAAUGGCGUGGAGAUGCCUGCGUUCACAGCUAAGCUCACAAAUCCAUUCCCUCUCGUUGGCUCUCCUGUCAUCUUUGACAAACUCCUGCACAAUGGCAAUCAGGACUACAAUCCCCAAAAUGGUGUUUUCACCUGCAGUGUAGCAGGGGUCUACUACUUUGCCUACCACGUCCAUUGCAAAGGGGGUAAUGUGUGGGUGGCAUUGAUGAAGAAUAAUGAGCCAGUAAUGUACACAUAUGAUGAAUACAAAAAGGGCUUGCUGGAUCAGGCCUCGGGGAGCGCUGUACUCCCGUUACGACAGGGAGACACUGUGCAUAUACAGCUGCCAUCUGACCAGGCUGCAGGACUUUAUGCUGGUCAAUAUGUCCACUCCACAUUUUCUGGAUACUUACUGUACCCAAUGUAACAAAUAUGUGUAAACAAAGGAGAUGACAUUGAUGGUGUCUUUUACCAUAUGUAUGGUAAAAGUACAGCAGAAUAAUCAUCAUUGUUCAUACCGUAGCAACAUAUUUCCUUGAAUUAUUCUUUGCAUUACAUUCAUCACAUCAAUAGAGUCUCAGAAAGUUAUGCAGUUAUGAAAUAAUGUGCAGGUUAUGUUCAUUGUUUAAAUAUAUCUGGUCAUUGGCUAUGACAUGUAAGAAGUAAUGUUUCAGGUGAGGGUUGUGGAGAGCAGAGGUGAAUCAAUACUACCAAAUAUCGCAGUUGUCAUAAUUUUAGUCAUUUUACAUUUUGCAUGUAUUCUUAUAUCCAUCCACACAAUAUAUCAGUGCUCAUGUCACAGCUGGAAUAAUUCCGGGAACAAUGAGGCUUUAUGUUGCAGAAUUGUUUUCAAACUUUACUUAUUUUUUGCUUUACAGUUAUAUACUGUAUACUGGGCACAUAAGAACCUAUUGGUUUCAUUGUAAAAUGCAUUUAUUCGUAACUGUCAGUACAUAAUGUUGUGUUAUGUAUUUAGGGUCAUCUUACAGUUAUUAAGUCAUUGUAAGUGUUUUGUGUUAUUUUGAAAAUCCGUAUUUUUAAUACAAUAAAAUGUUAAUUUGAAUAUUUACAUCAUCUGACUGUAAAAUAAGUAUUUGGGUGAAUUUUUAAUCCAAUUUCAUACCAUAUCUAAGUCCACGACACAACAGUUUUGUCCACAAUUUGCCAGUUGAACUUUAAUUUCAUUGUUGUGCUUUUGACUAUUUGAUCAUGAUUUGUCUUGUUUUAUUUGUAAUAGACAUGAAUUCUUUAAAAGGUUUUUGUCAGUUUGUCAGUAUUCUCUGUAAUUUAUUUGUUUGACUACUGAUUAUUUGGGAUUGUGUUAAUUUCUGUGUUGACAGUAAAUGAUGGAAUUCAUUCCAAAAUGCAGAACGUACAUGUUCUGUAUCAAAACAUAACAAAAACAUUGAAAAAUGUGCUCAUACCCAUACCCAUUCCCAUUCAUACCACCGUGUGUCUUUUUAUUUUGUACUUUAUUUCUUUAAACUGUGUCAUUUUGUAAUGUUUUUUCUUUACUUUGGACAAUAGUGCACAGCAUAACAUGGGAAACAGUGCCUAAAAUAUGUGAAUUUUGUUGUUUUGAUUGGUUGAUUUGAUUGGUUUAAUAAAAAAAUCGAAACAU
Molecule: messenger RNA, 4590 nt
Organism: Anarrhichthys ocellatus (wolf-eel)
Lineage: Eukaryota; Metazoa; Chordata; Actinopteri; Perciformes; Anarhichadidae
Product: collagen alpha-1(VIII) chain-like
Exons: 4
Coding region: 1156-3396 (746 amino acids)
Molecular function (GO): protein binding
Source: RefSeq, a predicted model, not a curated record